AAUACAAGUUACCCAGAGAGCCGCAGCUAAGCAGAGACCGUGGUAGGAGGGAGAGAGCCCAGCCCCUGGCUGUGCAGUGGAAAGCCUGAUGCCCGCUCCUCCUCCUGCCAUCGGGAGAGGUCAGAAACCGACCAAAUCAUCUCCCUGGAGUAGGGGCAGCCUCUGGCAUCUGCACUCUGAGGCUCAGAGAACCUCCUCCAGCAGCCUCUCCCAGCCUGACCAGAGCCUUUCCCAACAACUGAGUAACUUCGAAGAGGUGGGAAAGUGCCUUGGGAACAUCUGUGUAGAAGCAGAUGUCAGGUGAAAUCUUCUGGCCUCUGGAGAGCCUCGCUGCCCUGGACGCCUCCAAUGGCCACCCCCUCGUCUGCUUCCUGUGUCAUGAGCAGUAUGAGCACCCGUGCCUGCUAGACUGUUACCACAACUUCUGUGCCAGCUGCCUGCGGGGCCGGGCCGUCGAUGGCCGUCUAGCAUGCCCUCUUUGUGGCCACCCGUCCGUGGUGAAGGGAACCAAUGGGCUGCCGCCGGUGGACCGGCUCCUGCAAUUCCUGGUGGAUGGCUCCUCUGACUGCGAAGAGGCUGUGCGCUGUGCCAACUGCGACCUGGAAUGCCCGAGCCAGGAUGCAGAAACUACCUACUUCUGCAACACCUGUGGUCAGCCACUCUGUGCCCACUGCCGGGAGGAGACUCACAAGGCCAAGAUGUUCUCACGCCACGAUGUUGUGGCCCUGGGCAAACGUACCAAGGACACCCACAAGAAGUGCUCUUUGCAUGGAGAGCCUUACAUUAUGUUCUCUACUGACAAGAAGUCCAUGCUCUGCAUUCGAUGCUUCCGGGACAUGCAGGGGGAAAGCCGGGCACACUGUAUUGACAUAGAGACAGCCUAUGUGCAGGGCUGUGAGAAGCUGGACCAGACUGUCAUGGCUGUGAAGGCUUUGCAGACUUCCACUCGAGAGGCAAUCACCCUGCUGCAGACCAUGGUGGAGGAGGUGAGGCGCAGUGCAGCCGAGGAGGAGAGUGCCAUCCAUACCCUGUUCAGCAGCAUGCAGGAGAAGCUGGCGGAGAGGAAGGCAUUGUUACUGAAGGCAGUGAGGAGCCAGUACGAAGAGAAGGACAAGGCCUUCAAGGAUCAGCUCUCCCAGCUGGUAUCCCUGCUGCCCACACUGCAGGUCCACCUGGUCACCUGCUCAGCUUUUCUCAGCUCAGCCAACAAGGCAGAAUUCCUGGACCUGGGAUAUGAACUGAUGGACCGGCUACAGGGCAUAGUCACUCGGCCCCAUCGCCUGCAGCCGGCGCAGAGCAGUAAGAUCACCAGCGACCACCGCGCUGAGUUCGCCCGCUGUCUGGAGCCGCUGCUGCUGCUGGGUGCGCGCCGGGCGCCGGCGACUGGGGCUGCAGCCGCCAUGCUAUCUGGGUGUUCCACUACCAAGGCCCUGCUUAGUUCUGGCUGCCCAUCCCCAGGUGGAAAGAUGUCUGGGUCACCUAUCCAGAAGCCCACACUGCAUCGAUCCGUCAGCACCAAGGUGCUGCUGGCUGAGGGAAGUGACACCCCCUUCGCAGAGCAUUGCCGCCACUAUGAGGAGACAUACAGGACCCUGCAAUCUGAGAUCCAGAACCUGAAAGAUCAAGUGCAAGAAUUACAUCGGGACCUCACCAAGCACCAUUCCCUCAUCAAGGCAGAAAUUAUGAGUGACAUCCUGCAGAAAUCCCUACAGGUGGAUGGGCAUAUCGCUUCCAAGUAUGCCUCGGUAGAAAGGAUGAGGCCUGUCUUUGAAGAGACAUGGGAGGAAACCUAUCAGAGAGUGGCAAAUGAGCAAGAAAUUUAUGAAGCCCAGCUCUAUGAUUUGUUCCAGCUGAGACAGGAGAACAGCUAUUUGAUCAAUAUCACCCAGCAGAUCACUCCUUAUGUCCGUUCCAUUGCUAAGGUGAAGGAACGGCUAGAGCCCAGAUUCCAAGAACCUAUUGAUGAGCAGUCAGAGAAUUUGCACAAAAUAUAUGAAGACGUGGUGGUGAUCAAUGAGAAUCAAACCAGCAGGGGAUGUGCUUAUCGGGAAGUCUUGCCUAAAGCGUGUUUGGCCGGAAGAACUAUUGAGGCUAUCUCCUCAAAGAGAAAGUUCUGUGUUCAAUUUCUCCCCCAGAUAUUGCCAUUAUCAUUUGUUCACUUGCUACAUUAAAGCAUAGUUCAGCAGAUAUCACUUACCAGUAAACCACUUGGAUGAAAGCUUUCUUAUAUUCUAAAAGAAACUAAUCUGCAUGAUCCCAAAUUAAUUUGCAUCUCCCACACACCCCAUGGCUCAGUAAGACCCUAGCUCACACUGGUCCAUCACAGAGCUAGCUUUCCUGGUUGCUGAGUAGCAAGUAGCUCAUGUCAAACAUUCCCUCCUCUUGGUAACUAUAGUUACAGAGAUGGAUGAGUUUAUUUUUGAUUACAUCAAAACCUUUAAGGUAGGCAAAUGAUAUUGAGAAUACUCAUUUUAGAAAGGUUCGAUAGUGGUUGUGAUUCGUCCAAGAUCGUCACGCACACACACACCACACACACACACACACACACACACGUGUCGGGACAGGACCUAGUUCUCAGUCCUGUACUCUUUCCAGUAUCACACCUCUGAGAUUUUAACCCCAGCCUCAUGGCUAUCAGCUAGUAGAAGUGGCCCUAAGCCUUGCAGGUUUUCUGACUCCAAGUCCAGUGUGACAUGAAAUAUUAAACCAGGUAGGACAAGACCAAGACUUGCCCAGACAGAUUUCACUAUUCUAUGCCCACGGCCUGACGGUACCCCUCCUGGCCAUUUCCUCAGGUCCUAUUGAUUCUGUUGCUACAAUUCUACCUUGCACCUGAGCCAUUAACCUAACCCUCAUCACCUCUCACUGGACUCCUUGCUUCCAGUCUUUAGCCCUUUCCUAUCCCUCCUCCUCUCAGCUGUCAGGCCCACACUCCAGAAACACUGGUAUGGCCAUGCCAUUCCCCUGCUCCAGAAGCUCCAUGGCUCCCUUGUCUGUAAACUCCAGAGCUUGGCAUUUAAAGCCCUUCUGCCUCGUUCAUUAUUCCUCUUUUUCACAAAUGCCCCAUUCCAGAUGAGCAGGAUUUCUCAGCCCCCAUCUCUGGGCCUUGCAUAGGCUGGCCCCAUACCUGGAAUGUUCUCCUUCCUCGCCUGUCUCUUGGACUCUCAACUCAGCUACCACCUACGCGAGGCCUUUCCUGAUUCCCCCAGCUGUCACUGCUUCUCCCUCCCCUCCACCCACCAGAUCUGUAUA
Phascolarctos cinereus (koala) is the source of this 3252-nucleotide messenger RNA. The record is from RefSeq and is a predicted model, not a curated record. NCBI's taxonomy places the organism in Eukaryota, Metazoa, Chordata, Mammalia, Diprotodontia, Phascolarctidae.